CGAUUCAAGAUCCGAGAUAGCCGAUAAUUUCUCUCUGCUAGAUAAUUCGGUCACCUGUUCCAAGUUGUUGUUCGUCACUGCGUAUCAUGCUGCUCACACCGAUCGGCCUCUGAAGUUUGCCUUCGAGUGUUUCUUGGUGUCAUUAUGCAUUACGUUUUGCAAUAUGAUGAUUUAUCUCAAAACGAUCAACAAAACUUGGGCAGCGACACAGAUACUCGGAAUGGCGACCUUACUGGCGCUUGGAGUUUGCUUGCUUCACUAUGAGAUGGUAAUCCCGAUGGAUCACGCUUGGCACGCUAUUGUUGUUCCCUCCAUCAUCUGUUUCCUUGUGUGGCUUGAGGUUGCUCUGCUGAUAUACACCCAGAUAAAGCAGGAUGGAGGCGACGAGCACUUGCUCCUAGAUCUGCUCAUGAAAUUGUGGGAGGCGCCCAUCAGCAUGUUCCGAUGUUUCGAUCUGAUACAAAACCCCUGGGAUGCAAAUAAGAUUCUUCUCUUGUUGGGGAGCGGCCCGCCAAUGAUCAUCUUAGAUUGUCAGAUCGGCUGGAUCGUGUACAAGGUAGUCGAAUGGUUCAUCAAGAUCCCUCGACUUUUUGCCAGGAAAACAGAGCAGGCAGCCGGAGCUACCACGGGGGGCAAUGGAGGCCGUGAUUCUGGGGACCAGGUGGCAGAUGAACAUGUCGAGGAGGGCAACAGCCUUCCCGUGACAAUCGGAGCUUGUCAGCUCGGCUGGCUUGCGUACACUGCCGGCAUCAAGUUUGAGUUUAUCAAAUGGAUCAGGAAGAACCGUGGGGUUUCCACCCUGGAAGGCGAGCAAGCUGCCCCAGUUGCCAUGGAGAAAUAUGGAAGCGGGGAUUCUGGGCAGCAGGUGCAAGAAGAAGAGGUCAAGGUGGUCGUGGCAUCGCUGGCUUAGCCUCUCCGGUGUUGUGGAUAUGGAUGGAUGGCCACACCCAUUUCGCAUGAUUAUCUUACAGAUUAUGUGUUGUGGUAGUUAAUUGAAUCCGGGUUUAGUGCCAUUACAGAGAAAUGGAUCCCUGCAUUUGACGGGGAAUUCCAUCUGCUGAGAAUAUUUAGUUUCAGCAAUAAAUUAUAGUGAUGAUGUUCUCAGCAUCUAUGUUGUUCUGAAACUAAAUUAUAGUUUC
Messenger RNA from Lolium perenne, 1139 nucleotides. RefSeq lists its product as uncharacterized. The record is from RefSeq and is a predicted model, not a curated record. NCBI's taxonomy places the organism in Eukaryota, Viridiplantae, Streptophyta, Magnoliopsida, Poales, Poaceae.